This is a messenger RNA of Triticum aestivum (bread wheat), 768 nucleotides long. RefSeq lists its product as uncharacterized. The coding region runs from base 104 to 565 and encodes 153 amino acids. The transcript has a single exon. The record is from RefSeq and is a predicted model, not a curated record. Lineage: Eukaryota; Viridiplantae; Streptophyta; Magnoliopsida; Poales; Poaceae.
CGCUUCUCUCAAGUUCACUCCCGAUUCAAGUGACACCAUAAUCUCCAUCCCCUCCACGCACCCGAUUCCAACUGCUCGCGCUCUCGAUCUCCCUCUAUCUCUCAUGGCUGCAGCUACUACAAGUCGGCCUAGCGGCCCGGUCCUGUCCAUACCCAGCUACCGCUCCGCCUCGCCCACCCGCGUCAAGCUCGCCGGCAGCAGCGGCCCCACCCGCUCGCCGGGCAAGUCCGUCAGCGUCUCGUCCCCGCCCUCCACCAGGAGCCGGCGGUCCUGCAUGUGCUCCUCGACAAACCACCCUGGCUCGUUCCGGUGCAGCCUCCACAAGGAGCGCAAGCAGGCGUCCCCCGCCGUGAGCAGCAAGCCGGCCUCCCCGCCGUCCAUCCGCAGUAGCUGCAGCCUGGGCUCGAAGCGCAUGGAUAGCGCUCAGUGUGCCCGCAGAACCCUCGUGCCGUCCCCCGCAGCGCAGCAGUCACAGCACCGGAGGCGCGCGGGCGGGUUCCGCCCCAGGCCCAGCCGGCUCUCAGCCGUCUCGGUGGCCGGCGAGCGUCCAGGCGACAACCAGUAAAAGAACCAGCGUCGACAUGCCAUAGCAAGAUAGUAGUACUAGUAGUACAUAGUGAUCUUCUGGAGAUAGAAUCGGUGGGGAUUAGACCCAAUCCGGUUCCGGACUGGUCAAUUUAGAUAGAGUGAGCUUGUCCUCUGCUGUCAGCGGUGUAAAAGGAACGCCCUUGGCUUUUGGAUAUAUACAUGAGUGACAAAUUGGAGACA